CCCUCAGAACAAAGGUGGGAGUGACCUCACUGUUGCCUCAGUGACAUCAGACAUUCCUGGAGACCUGUAAGAACGCAGACGCUCUGCUGAGCUGAGGUCUCCCAUUAUCCCAGAGCGGCGCACCAUCCUACGAUGACUUGGUGCGCCCUCCCUUGCCUGCCACCUGAGCAAGGAUGAGAUCCCUCCUUUGCCUGUGCCAUCUUCUGUGGUUGGUGUUCUGUUGCGGUGGCUUCUACAACGUCCACAAGCAAUGGCUGAACCGGCCUGCCCUGAGAAAGUCCAAAGGGGCAGGUACCAGUGAGCUUCCUUGGCUGGUGACAGUGGCUGGGACCUGCCAGGGAAUCAGCCUUGGCCGCUGGUGGAUCCUGACCACCACCAGCUGCCUGCUGAAGAUGAAGUUCCCGCAUCUGGAGGUUAUGGGGGGUCCCGGCCCAAGAAGCAGCUUUCAGGGGAGCCAAGUCUGCCUGCACCCCAGUUUUAACCCCCAAUCCUGGGAAGGGCCAGCAGUAGCUGCCCUAGGACUACUCCUCCUGAAGGAGCCCACAGAAAUGCAUAGGGACAAGGUGUGGCUCUCCAGGACUCCAGGCAACCUCCAAAGGAAGUGCCUUCAUUGCAAGCAAAGGCAGUGUCAGGUCUACCAGCGCCAGAAAACAGCUUCAGAUAAUCUGCGACAUCCGGGUGAGGAGAUCACGAUGAUCCCCGUGAGGCUGCUGCAUUCCUCGGCGUGCCACCGAUACGGAGCCCGUGUGGAGGAGGACAAAAACCUCUGCAUCAAGAGCAGAGACCAUCAUAAGUCUGACUGCCAGAUGCAGCCGGGCAGCCCACUCCUCUGCCUCUUCGGGAGCCGCUGGGAGCUCGUAGGCCUCGUCGACGCAAGCCCCGGGAGCUGCUACGGCCCGACCCUCUCCAUCAGGACCGCUCCCUAUUCCUCCUGGCUGAGGCAGCACGUCAAGGCAGCCACACCGCUCCACUGCAGCCCUUACCCGCUGAUGGAGCCGGCCACCCCCGGAGACUCCACUCUCAACUUCUCAGAACUAGCCUCCAAGUUCCAGCCGACGCACCCUUGGCAAUUUAGGAAUGGAAACACGGACAUCUCACAAGUGACCUGGUUUCCCCGACGUUCCCCUCCGACGCCGUCGGCUCCUCCGUCCCCUCUGCCUACUGAUGCCCCAGCUUCGUCUCUCCUCAGGCCCGGGGGCGGCCUUUCUUUUCUUCCAGCCAGCCACCUGCCCUCUGGCGACAGUUUGCCCAUGGUAACCAACUGGGCUCCCCUUGUCACGCAGACAGCAGGAGCCAGGUCUCCCUUCACCGGCUCGACGGUCGUACACUCGGUUCUGUCCACGGGUCAGGCGGCUGCACUUUGGACUCCCUCUGGCGCGCAGCCAGUCAGAUCUUCGGUGACCUUUCCCUCACGGUCAGGUGAACCGUGGACUUCGGCUAGACCCCCGGUUUCUAUCCCUGCCCUGGGGCUGGCCCCGCUGGCUUCCCGUGCCCCUGGAAUGGCCGAACUCUCCCCACCCUCAGCAACCCAGAUCGUCGCACCGCCCUUGGCCGGCUGGACUCCUGCCAAGGCUCCAACGAUGGGAACCCCUCUGGCCUCGACAGCCAAGACCCCCCAGUACCACUUCCCUAAAGUCUGGCCCGCUGCGCAUGCUUCCUACGGAUUCCAUGCAGACGUCCAAGCCCCAAGCAGCAGACCUAUUUUGCCCUGGACAAUCCGCCCUGGCGGAACAUGGCCUACUGAGCCCGGGACAUCCGACGUGGCUUUCCCCCAGCCCCCUCCCAGCCCCUUCGUUACGGAGAGGUCCGGGGUUAUUUCCCGUCUCCUGCCUUCCGAAAGUCCCCUGUAUAAUAUGUGGACCAGGGGUUUGGCUAAGCCUAAAGCCUACUCUGGUGACUACUUUCACGUGGCCUCCUCUUUCCCCACGGCUAAGCCCAGGACCCUGGGUGACCUGCCUGCCUUUCCCCCACCUUUUAGCACUCCCGAGCCCCAUUCCUUUCCUAGGCUUCUCCAGCAGGUGAUGAAGCCAACUCCUCAAGAUGCCAUUUCUUAUGGCAGUUCCUUUCUAAGGGAGCCGGGCUCCUCCCUGAAACCCCUCGUUUUGGUCACCCCUCGAACCAGACCCCUGUCUCCCGUGCACUUCCCAUGGGUCUCGGAAGUUGGACCGGCAUUCUAUCAUCACUCUCCUUUCUCAACGCCCUUCAGUCAAAACUUCCAGUCCGAUUUGUCCCCCUUAUACCAGCUUCAAGUGAAACAGAAAGCUGGGACCACCCUGGCCCAGUGCAGGCUAGCCCUGGCCUGGGAGAUCAAGACAAAGGCCUUCAGCCUUUAUCAAACCGCUGUGCCCAUCAAGAAGUCCUUUGAGUGUGGAAUGCGCCCAGGCUUUACCCACCGCUGCUCAGGUUGCUCGGAGGCAGAUAGGGGCGAGUUCCCCUGGAUGGCCUCCAUCCAGCUCACCCUUUAUCACUUCUGUGCGGGCUCUAUCCUGAACGAGUGGUGGAUUCUGACCACGGCCAAAUGUGCCAGUUUAAUAAAGAACUCCGAGGCUCUCGCUGUUGCUCAGGUGGGUGUCGUCAAUCUCCAGGAUCACGUCCAAGCCCAGGUGGUAAGCAUUCACCAUGCAAUCCAUCACCACAGCCCCCAGGGGCCCGUCGGCCUAGGCCUCAUCCUCUUGCAGCAGCCGUUGCACUUCCAGCCCCUGGUCCUCCCCAUCUGCCUGGAGGACAGCGAGAAGCAGGAGGAACAUUUGAAAAUCGCGGAUUGCUACCUGCCCGGCUGGAGUCUCUUGAGGGGGGGGCCUGUAGCACUCCAGAAACGUCAACUCAGCAUGCUCCGUCUCAGCGCCUGCUCUCGGUUCUGGCCCAAGCUCAAUGAAUUCACCUUCUGUAUAGAGGCGAAGAAAGUUGGCAUGGCAAGAUGCCAGGGAGAUCUGGGAGCACCCCUAAUCUGCAAAGAGAAGCAGAAAGAAGUGUGGGUGCAGGUGGGGGUGCUCAGCAACUUCGACGAGCACUGCGUGAAGCCGUAUGUCUUCAUUCGGAUAGCCCCUUACUUGUCGUGGCUAGAAAGUGUCACUCAGGAUGACCCCCAUGCUCCCUGGGGGGCUCAGACUGACACUUCCCUCCUCGUCUCCCUGCCGCACCCACGGACCCUCGUGAACCGAAUCUCCGUGAGAUUUGCCAUGCCGUGGCAGGCCUUGAUCGUUACGUGUGGCAGCCAGAUCUGUGGCGGCUCGCUCCUGAAUAACUCCUGGGUGUUGACCACCGCCGACUGUGUCAGAAAUAUGAAGCCAGAGAACAUGGCUGUGUUUCUGGGCCUGAACCAGCACGGCUCCUCCUUGAGAGCCAUCCGAGUUGCCAACAUCUUCCUGCACGACGAUUAUUUCUCCAACAGCCCCAACAACAACCUGGCCCUGGUCCUCCUUCGGGGCCCCAUCAUGUCCGGCCAGGCCUUCGCCCCCAUAAAGCGCCGGUGGACCAGGAACGAUGGGGAUGAGUGCUGGUUCUCGGGACCCCGGCUUCUCAGACCAGGAGAGGCCGAGGGCUACCCCAAGAUGUUCCAAGUGCGGAUACUGAAUGACUCUUCCUGCUCCGAAUUCUACCAGGAACCCAAUACCGUCCUCUGUGUUGUUCCUAAACGGUCAAACCUCCCCAAGGCGAAGGUGAGUUCAGGCGGUGCCUUGCUGUGCAGGCUGGGAGCAGCUAAUGGUAGUUGGGCCCAGACCGGCCUCGUGGGACCGUCCUACUUCUCCACCAACAUCAUUCCAUUCUUGCGCUGGAUGGAACUGACCGCCGCUGAGGCCGGCCGGCCCAUUACCUUCUCUAAAGCCACUUCCUCCACAGUCUUUGGCUCCUGGGUCCCUGGGGUCCCGCUCUUUCUGCCCCUGCUGCUAGGGAUGGUCGUGGGCCACGUCCCACCCCAGUUACUUUUCCCACCCUGACGCCUGCCUGUCUCACCCAGCUAGAGCCUCUGCGGAGGCAACAAACUGGCAAGACCAGCGUACCCCGGGGAGCUGGUAGUGUCGAACUGGUCGGGAGGAGGGCCUGUGAGUCACCCGGAGAGCCUGGGACAGCAGUGCGAAGGAUGGGGGAGGAAAAUAACCUUUUGUGCUUUCCCGGUUUGACCUCCCUCCCCGCAGUCCCUCCCUGCACCCCUUCCUACAUCCCUCCCCGUCAACGCAAUAAACAAUCAGUGCCCUAGAG
This is a messenger RNA of Ornithorhynchus anatinus (platypus), 4200 nucleotides long. RefSeq lists its product as uncharacterized. The transcript has 13 exons. The record is from RefSeq and is a predicted model, not a curated record. Gene Ontology annotation, molecular function: serine-type endopeptidase activity. Bases 174 to 3938 code for a protein of 1254 amino acids. NCBI's taxonomy places the organism in Eukaryota, Metazoa, Chordata, Mammalia, Monotremata, Ornithorhynchidae. Gene Ontology annotation, biological process: proteolysis.